UCAAUCGAUCAAUCUUAUCGAAAGUCAUUUAGAUUCUUUUAUAAGAAGAUCCAACAUGAUAAGUCAUUGGAUCGCGCAUGAGAUUUGCAGUUUAAAAACUGUUAAGGCGCGUCGAACUUUACUUCACAAAUUCAUUGAAACAGCGAGAUACUGUCGCGAAUAUAAUAAUUUUCAUAUUGCUUCAUGCAUUGCGUUGGCUUUGAACUCACGUCCAGUACAACGUUUAGUUAAAACAUGGGAAUCACUUUCACAUCAAGAUAUAAUGACUUCUCAAAGUAUUGAAGAAUUAAUUGAUCCUUCAAGAAAUAUGAGAAAGUAUAGAAAAUCAUUGGCAAAUGCUAAACCUCCUGUUAUACCAUUUUUUGCAAUAUUUCUUAAAGAUUUAACGUUUAUAAUUGAAGGAAAUCCAACUUAUAUACGUAAUAAACAUUAUAUAUCCUCAGCACCUUCAACACCAACGAUUUCAACAUAUCCUGAUUCAAGAGAAUCUUCUAUACCUAGUACACCCACAACACCAUCAUUUCCACCUUCCUUACACAAUUCCCUUAAUUCAUAUAAUUCACUCCCAUUAUCAACAAUGCAAGAACCGUUAAUUAAUUUUGAAAAAUUUAGAUUUUUAACAAAAAACAUUCGUAAUAUUAAUCGUUAUACUUCAGAAUCAUAUUCUUUUAUCAAUCAAUUAUCAAGACCUCCAAAAAUUUUAACAUCAAAUUUUUCAUUAUUAUCUGAUCAACCCGAUUUAAUCAAUACAUAUAAUUCAUUAAUAAACAAUAAUUUAAGUGGCAACGGAUGUAACAAUAGUAUUAAUAAUAUAUUUAAUAAUGGAGGUGGUGGAAGUAAACCUGCACCACUAGAUCACAUUGGUGAAGUAAUAGAAAGAAGAAUGUUUGCAGCUGCUGGAUCUAUUUUUGGUGAUAACGUUACUAUUUCUAUGUUAAAUGGUAAUGAAUUAGAAGCUGAGUUAAUGACUUUAAGCUUAGAGGCUGAACCUGCAGUUAAUGUUAUAUAAGGAAAUUUUUUUUUCCAAACAUUCUUCUUUUAAAAUACUUCAUCAUAUUUUUUUUUUUUUUUUUU
Rhizophagus irregularis DAOM 181602=DAOM 197198 is the source of this 1074-nucleotide messenger RNA. The record is from RefSeq and is a predicted model, not a curated record. NCBI's taxonomy places the organism in Eukaryota, Fungi, Glomeromycota, Glomeromycetes, Glomerales, Glomeraceae.